Messenger RNA from Leptonychotes weddellii (Weddell seal), 895 nucleotides. NCBI's taxonomy places the organism in Eukaryota, Metazoa, Chordata, Mammalia, Carnivora, Phocidae. The record is from RefSeq and is a predicted model, not a curated record.
AUGCCUAAAAUUGAAAAAUCAACGAAUAAGAGAAUGAGCAUUUUAUUUAAAAAUAUGAAAGUAAACUACCAGAAUAAAGGGCCGAAAGAGAUCCAAGUCGCCGUCUGUGGGGGGCAGAACUCCAAACGCGGGAGUGCCGGGGAGAACGCCCCCUCCCCCGAGCGGGAAUCGCAGGGGUGGGUGCCUCUUCCUCCGGGCCCUAGGACGUGCAACAGCAGUCUGUACGAACCGUCCGAGCUCCCCCGAGCAACUCACUUGGCAAACCCGAUCGUCAGCCACGCUCGAGUCCUCCACCGUGCACCGCACCCGGACGGCAGAAAGGUGCCAGGUGAAGGCGAGGUUGCGAGCCGGAACCAGGCGACCGGGACUGCCACAUGGCCGCCGCGCACGCCGCGUAGACGCAAGCCGAGGCGCGCACCGGGAAGGGCACAAAGGCUGGCCGUGCGACAUAAGCCCUUUAAGCUCCUAGGAAUUUUAGAUGUUGAAAACAUUCCCUGUGCACGGGAUUCGAUAUUGUAUGGUUCAUUAGGAUCUGUUGUGGCUGGCCUUGGACAUUUUUUGCUAACUAGUAGGAUUAGAAGAUCAUGUGAUGUUGGAGUAGGAGGAUUUAUCCUGGUGACUUUAGGAUGCUGGUUCCAUUGUAGGUAUAAUUAUGCGAAGCUAAGAAUCCAGGAAAGAACUGCCAGAGAUGGAAUUAAAAAUAAGAUUUUGUAUGAAAGUACCCACCUUGACCCUGAAAGAAAACAAAGCCCCAGCAAGAACAGCAGCUGAGCGGAAUCGAGCUUGAGGAUACAACUCUGUGGAGUCAGUGUGAAUAAAAUGGAGGGCAACUCUAUUAAACCUCGUAUGUACCAUUAGACUUUCAAUCAAGUAAAUAAAAGAUGUGUUGGUUGUA